Molecule: messenger RNA, 2694 nt
Organism: Filobasidium floriforme
Lineage: Eukaryota; Fungi; Basidiomycota; Tremellomycetes; Filobasidiales; Filobasidiaceae
Exons: 6
Coding region: 69-2549 (826 amino acids)
Molecular function (GO): mRNA binding
Source: RefSeq, a predicted model, not a curated record
UGUCGACACACCUCAACGACAGUAGCAAAGGAGCGACAGCUCGACAAGAGGUUCUUGGAUCUACCAGCAUGUCAACACCCAAUCCAGCGUCAACUGCGCAGUACCGACUUCACCUCUCCCCCCUGCCCCCACCUCCCACUCUCCCACCGGCAGAGAUUCUCAAGUUCUUCUCGAGGUUCGGAACCCCGACGGAAUUCUAUCGACCAGGUUUAGAUGGUUUAGGACAGGAGCGGGAUUACGGGUUCUUGGGGAUGGAUUUCGGGGAAAAGGGGGAGAAGGGUUUGAGUCGGUGCAUAAGCAUGACCUCGUCGAGCGUAUGGAGGGGGAUCAAGCUCAAGGUCUCGUUGGCCAAACCUGAUUACUUGGUCCGUCUUUCUAACGAACAAAACCCUCCACCCCCACCUGCCGCAACGCUCCUCAAACAAGCUCGAGCAGCUAAAUUGAAAAAGCGAAGAGACAGGAAGAGACGGAUAGCUGAUGCUGAGGGUGGGAGGAUGGAUGGGGAUAUGAGGGUUGUUAGCGAGGAGAUCGUCAAGGCUGGAGUAAGGAAGUACUGGCACGCCGUCCCAGGGGAAGAACAUACGAUCCUCCGACCCAUCUAUACCCGCCCGACUCAUCCUCUCCCAUCUGCCUCGUCGACACCGUCAUUAUUCAACUCGUCGAAACCCGGUCCGACGUCAUCAUCUAAUGUCACUCCGCUGAAACGAAAGAAGCAGCGCAAGAGCAGGACUAAACCGCCCGUACGUGCGAAACGGGUUUGGUUGGACCCUACCGGCUGGGACAGGCAGUACCGGAUGUAUGAGGAUGGAGACGGCCAGAGUCAGGACCAGGAGAUGGGAGGGAAGGAGGCGGAUGGGAUGUGGAUUUGGCAGGAGGAAGAGGUGGAUGAUGAGGUAGAGGGGAGAUGGUUCUUCAAGCUCGCACAGGGUGAUGAAUCUGCAGCGUCGUCUUCGGGCCAAGAGCAUGAGCACGAGGAGAUGUCAGCGCAAGAGCCUGUGGAGACCGUUCCAUCUCGGCAACGACGUGUCCAGACGGUACUCCAUAACCUGGCUCAGGAAUCGAUCUGGCCGGCCGAAUAUCUGGAUAUCGUCCCCACCGUCUCCGGGAAGGGCGCGAACGCCAAAGGCAAAGUGCAGAAAUCUGGUGGUAACAAGAAGGAGGAAGUGCUCAGGCUAGAAGAGAUGGACGUGGGUGGGCUGGAAGAUGAGGACGGAUUGUGGGGGACCGUUGGAUCAAUGGGUGGGAUGAACGGGGGAUUGUUCGACGAACCUGUCGGGGGUGCUGUCAAGGUGGACAUUGCUGUUCCGGGUCCUGGCCUAACGCGAGGAGUCAAGCGGACAGCUCGGGAGAGCGUCGAUGAUGGGGAGGAUGAGGAUGAGGAAGAAGAACUGGCGGGCUUGGAGGAUGACGAUCUCUUCGGAGGACUCCCCAAGAGCAUGACGAAUAAGGAAUCGUCUGUAUCACCCUUGUUUGGCAAUGCGGCUCUUCCAGCAGCAUCAUCGUCGAAACGACAGAAGAAGGGACAGGCAUUGCCUUCGGAUAUUUCAAACGACUUUACGGACGCAGAAUCCGAUGCCGAGUCGAGCUCUUCCUCCUCGUCUGGCCUAUUUGGGACCCGUUCCGAGAAGGAAGCGCCCGUUCUGCAAGCUGGUAAGGGCGCCUCGCUCAAGGAUGUUGUCAAGAUGGAGAAGAAGGCCGGACUGUCCGUUCUUAGCGCAUUGGGUUUCGACCUGGACGAACCUCGCACCGAUGCAUCUUCCAGCAAAGCCAAGGCCGUUGUACUGCAAGACGAGAGCUCGGGUGAAGAGUCCGAUUGGGCACCGGCGAUGCGGUUGCGAGGAGGUGCGACGGAUGCCGAGAUGGAGAGCGCGUCUUCAAGCUCGAGCUCGGCAUCGGGCUCGAGUUCCGAAUCGAGUUCGGGUUCGGGCUCGAGUUCCGAAUCGAGUUCGGAAGAGGAUUCUAGUUCGGAGGAGAGCAGUAGCGACGACUCGUCUGACGAGGAAGAGGGGGACGUGGAGAUGAAGACCGAGACGAAAGAGGUAACGAGGCAACAGACAUUGAAGGACAUGUUCGCGCCUAAAGCGGAUGAAGCCGGCUUCUCUUUGCUUGCCGGACUGGAUCUCGAGCUCGACUCCGAUCUGGAAGAUGAGGCUCCUGUCGCUCGUCCCGCCGCAGCCGAGCCCGUUGCGCCCGUCUUCAUCCCCGCGCCCGUGAUCUCAUCUGCUGGCAAGGCUGACCUGUUUGCACCGGAAGCUGGCAAGCCGUUCUUCUUCUUUGAUACCGCCAAGGCGUUGGCUCCACCAGGAGAGGCGAUGGGGCCACAAGAGUUGGGCAAGAAAUGGUUAGGCAGCGUACAGACCUUGCAGGGGGAGACGAUCGAGGUCAAGCCGUUCGUCCGGACAGAAACCGACGAACAAAUGACCCAGGCUUGGAAAGAUUCCAAGGUCGAGCUGACGAGGGAAUGGAAGAAGCGUCAUCGAGAGGCCGUCAAGCGGGUCAAACGUGGGAUGGGCAGUGGCGGAGCGAAUGUCGGCGAGUUUGCCGAGUAGGGGUAGGGAUUUGCUACUUCGCUAUGUACAUGCAUAUUCGCAAAUCAGAUUGUAAUAUAUCCGAAGGAUAUCACCUGGAUUGCCCUCGCUGCGCUUUGGCGAGCGAUGCGGAUCCAAGACCCCGGCACAAUCUCAUCGACUAGAA